UAGAUGACGUUUGCCAGAAAGUAACGUUAACUCGAAUUAGCUGGCUAAAGUAGGUAGUUAACUAACGUUAGUUGGCCCGAACUGGUUAAAUAAUUGCCUAGUGAAGUAGGUAGCUAGUUAGCAAAGCAUGAAGCAAUUUCACCUACCAAUACUCAAGACGUGCUCGCUGCGGUGACAUGUUGACGUUAACUUGUGCUGCUACCUACGAACAUUUUCAAAGCUUUGCUAAAGCAUGGAAGAAAAGCCCUGCUCUUCAAGUGCUGCAACAGCGGACAGCUCUGUCGACGUGAUGGCGGAGGCAAAGAAGUUGAUUGGCGCUGGGAACAGGCAUCUGGUGAUGGGUGAUGUAGUUUCUGCAGUCAACGUGUUCCAGGAGGCUUGUGGCAUGUUGGCUGAGCGGUAUGGGGACACUGCAGAUGAGUGUGGAGAGGCCUUCUUCCUGUGUGGGAAGUCUCUGCUGGAGCUUGCCAGGAUGGAGAACACUGUCUUGGGUGACGCUCUGGAGGGAGUCCCUGAGGAGUCAUCUGAAGAGGGAGAGAAGCAGGAGAACUCAAAGUUUGAGAGCGCUGACAACUUGGAUGAGAAAACGAGGGACGAGCUUCGAAUGCAGGUAUAUGAGGCAAUGGCAGAGAAGGAAACCACUAAUGGGAAAGAUGACAAAACUGAGCCAAAGGAGGAAGGGAAGAAGGAAGAGGGGAAGAUGGAAACAACGGCAAAGGAGGAGGGCGCUGCCAAGUCUCCUGUCAAGAAUGGGCAUGAGCAUUUGGAACCUCCUGUGACUGGGGUGGAGAAGACUCCUGAAGGGAAAGCGGAAGGUGGGAAGGAGAAUGAUGUGAAGACUUCUGAAGAGCAGAAUGGAAACGGCGAAGAGGCUGAGGAAAAGAUGGAGGGUGAAGAUGACGACGAUGAUGAUGAUGAUGAAGGGGAAGGCACUGCUGAAGACAAGGAGAGCGAUGAGGAAGUGGGUAACCUGCAGCUGGCCUGGGAGAUGCUGGAGGUUGCCAAGGUCAUCUAUAAAAGGAAGGAGAAUGAGGCGGACCAGUUGAUGGCAGCGCAGGCCUAUCUGAAGCUGGGAGAAGUUGGUGCUGAAUCUGGUAACUACCCUGCGGCGGUGGAGGACUUCCAGGACUGCCUGUCCCUGCAGCUGAAGCACCUGCCCCCCCACAGCCGCCUGCUGGCUGAGACUCACUACCAGCUGGGAAUGACUUACUGCUAUACAGGCCAGUACAGCCAGGCCAUCCAGCACUACAGCAGCUCUGUCAAGGUCAUUGAGGGCCGCCUGGCCAUGCUCCAGGAGGUGAUCGACAAGGGUGAGGAUGGAGCUAAGGAUGAGAAGACUGAGCUGGAGGAGCUGAAGCUGCUACUGCCGGACAUCGCUGAGAAGGUGGAGGACGCCAAGGAGAGUCAGAGGACUGCAGGAUCAGCUUCUGUGGCCAUACAACAUACCCUGUCCGGGGCCUCUACUUCGUCAGCAUUCCCAGCUUCCUCAUCGGCUUUAGCAGAAAACAGUGGACCAUCUUCGUCAGCAUUCGAAGCCAGUCAGAUCCCUGUCAGGUCAGCGGCUGACUGUGCAUCCUCCAAAUCUGCAUCAGACAUUUCCCACCUGGUCAGGAAAAAGAGGAAAAUGGAGGAGAGCCCCGUAAAGGACACUGAUGCUAAAAAGACCAAGCAGGAAACUACAGUUAAUGGCAGCGGCGACUCCGGCUCUGCCAGCAACGGCAAUGAAGUCCAGGAUAAAGGGGCACAGGAGCCUGCCAAGCCGUCCUCUGCGGAGUCUUCUGCGUGAUGUCAAUUCCUCGUGACUUCCUGAUCGUCCAGCCUGUCCCCCUAACACUUGUUUCUGUAAAUAUGACAAUUUUCUCACUUGCCCAAGUUUUGUAUACUUGUAGUAAUAAAAGUUAAAAUGUGCAUAUCUGAA
Molecule: messenger RNA, 1918 nt
Organism: Coregonus clupeaformis (lake whitefish)
Lineage: Eukaryota; Metazoa; Chordata; Actinopteri; Salmoniformes; Salmonidae
Product: nuclear autoantigenic sperm protein
Exons: 15
Coding region: 233-1786 (517 amino acids)
Biological process (GO): CENP-A containing chromatin assembly; DNA replication-dependent chromatin assembly
Cellular component (GO): nucleoplasm
Molecular function (GO): histone binding
Source: RefSeq, a predicted model, not a curated record